Molecule: messenger RNA, 708 nt
Organism: Sphenostylis stenocarpa
Lineage: Eukaryota; Viridiplantae; Streptophyta; Magnoliopsida; Fabales; Fabaceae
Source: the annotation of a GenBank genome assembly
AUGGGGUAUGACAUAACCUCUGUGUUGGGAUCAAAGAGUGAUGAAAAACAAACCACUCUGGUUACUCGUGACUUCCUUGGUGGCUUAUCUUCCAUUGAAACCCAGGAAUUGGAUCUCGACUCCUACGUACCCUUUGGUUGGGAGAGGCACCUAGACCUUAAGGACUGUGAAUUGCAGUCAGGGAAAGUGUACAUUGAAAGAUGCAAGUCUUCAGUGUCUGAACACAAAUUCCAAAUGAAUAAAGUGGAUCCAAAGAUUCAAGACUUGAAUUUUCCUCCUUCUUCAUCCAGAGUGUUGUUGAAGCCUUUCAAAGAAACAAGCUUGGACUUGAAAUUGGCCUCACAUUCGAUGCCAUCAAGCAACUGUCAAAGUGUGUGCACAGUUGAUAAGGUGAAAUCAGCUCUUAAAAGAGUAGAGAAAAAUGCAACACCAAGGAAGAGGUUUUCGCCCUUAAAUUCAUCAUAUUUGUCUUCUGCAUCUGUUUCCUAUUCCUCUUCAUCCUCUUCAGUUAGAGACACCAAAGAUGAAGAUCAUGAAGAGAAGUUGUCUUCACCACUGGCUGCAGGGUGUCCUGGUUGCUUAUCAUAUGUGAUAAUAAGGAAGCAUAAUCCCAUAUGUCCUAUCUGCAACUCUGUUAUUCCUUCUCCAUUGAAGAAGAAACCUAAGAUUGAUCUCAAUGUAUCUCUUUAUGAUAUUGGUGGCAAUUAG